Molecule: messenger RNA, 2106 nt
Organism: Neopsephotus bourkii (Bourke's parrot)
Lineage: Eukaryota; Metazoa; Chordata; Aves; Psittaciformes; Psittacidae
Gene: THAP4
Product: THAP domain containing 4
Exons: 6
Coding region: 171-1898 (575 amino acids)
Source: RefSeq, a predicted model, not a curated record
CGCCGUGUGGCAGCUGCCAUCUUGGUUGACGGUAGUGCCGUACAGAAACCCCUUCCCCAAAGGCGGAGGGGCAGCCGGGGUGACCUGAAUCCGCCAUCUUGCUGUACGGCAGGCGGCGGCCCGGGCCGGCGGGCGGGGGCCGGGGCGGGCCCGGCCGGCGGCGGCCGGAGAUGGUGAUCUGCUGCGCCGCCGCCAACUGCUCCAACCGGCAGGGGAAGGCGCACCGGGGCGCCGUCUCCUUCCACAGAUUCCCUCUGAAGGAUUCAAAGCGUCUGAUUCAGUGGCUGAAAGCUGUUCAGAGGGACAACUGGACUCCCACUAAAUACUCGUUUCUCUGCAGUGAGCAUUUCACCAAAGACAGUUUUUCUAAGCGGCUGGAAGACCAGCACCGGUUGCUGAAGCCCACUGCUGUUCCUACAAUCUUCCAGCUUGCGGAGAAAAAACACGACAACCUGGAUUAUGUCAGGAGCAGAAGAAAAAUAGCGAGCCAGGUGCCGCUGCAGGAUGGAGAAAACCCAAGGGAAGGAGGCUGUGAGGUAGUUCAAAGGACCUCAUCUUCUGGCAAGGACUUCAUGGUGAUGCAAGGGACGAACGAGAUGGAGGAGGCAUCGUUGCAAGCGAAACGCGAAUCGAUGUCUGAGGAGGAAGAGAACGUCCACGGCCAGCUGGACAGCCCUCGGAGAAGGACGUUAGGUGAUAAUUUGAUUGCAAAGCCUGGCCCUCAGAAAAAGCCUGAGAGAUCUUCUGCGGAGGACUGCCGGAAAGCCACAUGGACGGGGAGCUGGGUGGCAGACAGAAGUGGUGUUUCGGUCGAUGACUUCACCCCUCCUGCCUCUGGUGCUUGCAAGUUCAUCGGCUCCCUUCAUUCAUACAGCUUUUCCUCUAAGCAUGCCCGAGAGAGGCCAUCUUUCCCUAAAGAGCAGCUAGAAAGGAAAAGGCCAAAGAGAGACGUGGAACCAAGCUGCAGCAGCCAUCUGAUGGGGCACAAUAAGGCUAUAGUGGAAGGCUCCCCUACUUCAUCCCUCACCGCCACCCCUCAGAAACCUUUGCAGGGUUUGUCGGCGUCCCCAGCAGACCUCACCCCUCAGCCUGCUGCUGAGGCUGUGGUGGGGCGGAAGGGUGACACAGAUGCCAACCCCAUGUCAAUCAAUGAGGUUAUCAUGUCAGCCUCGGGAGCUUGCAAACUCAUCGACUCCCUCCACUCAUACUGUUUCUCCUCCAGGCAGAGCAAAAGUCAGGUGUGCUGCUUGCGGGAGCAGGUAGAAAAGAAGAACGGAGAGUUGAGACUUUUAAGGCAGAGGGUCAGUCGCUCUGACAGUCAAGUCAGGAAGCUGAAGGAGAAGCUAGAUGAGCUGAAGAGGAUCAGUUUCCCUUACUUGAACAGCCUGCUAUCCCAGGACUGUGAGACCCCACAGCUGAAUCCUGUGAUGGAACCUCUGUCCUGGAUGCUGGGCACAUGGCUCUCAGACCCACCAGGAGAUGGCACCUUCCCUACAAUGAAGCCCUUCCAGUACCUUGAAGAAGUGCACAUCUCUCACGUGGGGCAACCCAUGCUCAACUUCUCGUUCAAUGCCUUCCAUCCAGACACCAGGAAGCCCAUGCACCGAGAAUGUGGAUUCAUCCGCCUCAAACCCGACACGAAUAAGGUGGCCUUCAUCAGUGCUCAGAACACAGGUCUGGUGGAGGUGGAGGAAGGAGAGGUGAAUGGACAAGAGCUGUCUAUAGCAUCUCACUCUAUAGCCAGGAUCUCCUUUGCCAAGAAGCCCCAUGUAGAACAGAUUACCAGAAAAUUCAGGCUCAAUUCCGACGGGAAACUCGAACAAACUGUCUCAAUGGCAACCACUACGCAGCCCAUGACUCAGCACCUCCACAUUACCUACAAAAAGGUGACACCCUGAUGCCAGGAGGGCCGUGUCUCCCUGCAAGGGUGAGGAGCGGAGUGUCGUGCACCGAGAGCACUGGCAGCUUGGGAGCACAGCAUGGCACACCCUGGAGCUGCCUGCGCUCACCCUGGGGAUGCGGAGCUGCCUGUCCUGUUGAGAAUGUUACUCAGAUGUUUCUGUAAUGGUAUAUUAAAAAAUAAUAAUAAAAAAGCUUUUAUUUUUA